AUGUCUCUCUCCGAGCGCCUCACGACGAUGGAGGAGUACCAGCCAUGGAGUGCGCCGGGCAGUCGCGACUCCUCACGCAGCCGCAAGAUGUCGUUCAAUCCCGUCGGGACGUGGACCGAAGCUGCAGGGGAGCUGCAGCCUGUUGGCGCUUUCGAGGUGCCCAAAUGGAAGAGGUGCCUGCAGGUCUUCUGUGCUUGUAUCUACUGCCUUCUCGCCGCUGGCGUGGUGUUUGGUUACGCGGCAAUUAAGCCAGUCUUGCUGGAAGAAGGCGUGUAUAGGAAUAAGUGCUCGAAGCAAGAAUUGAAAGAUGAUGUACCAGUUUGUUACGAGCAGGAGCUAAGACUCAACCUCAUGUUCACAAUCGCUGCUGUCUCUACAAACGUUGUCGCGCUGCCUGUUGGCACAAUUCUGGACCGCUAUGGACCUCGCGUAUCCGGAAUCAUUGGAGCGAUAUCGAUCACGGUAGGAUCUUUGCUAUUUGCAUUCGCAGCUCAACUACCAUUCGACGCGUAUAUCCCCGGUUAUCUCUUCCUGGCACUAGGCGGACCGUUCGUGUUCAUCUCGUCCUUUCAACUCAGCAACACUUUCCCGCAGUACUCAGGCCUGAUUCUGGCUCUCCUCACUGGCGCGUUCGACACCUCGAGCGCCAUCUUCCUGUUCUACCGCCUGAUCUACCAAGCUACAGGAGGCGCCUUCACUCCCAAGAAGUUCUUCCUCGGAUACCUUGUGGUGCCUGUCUACAUCCUGCUGGUCCAGCUCUUCUUCAUGCCUUCGACAUCGUACAAGACAGUCGGCGAGCUGGUCACCGAAGUAGAGGAUGGCAACAGUGUCCACGAAUCAGAUGACGAGAUCGAGGACCAGUCUACAGUUCAGGGCUUACAAGACGCACGGCGCGCACACCGAGACAGUAUUGCCAGCGAGAUUACAGCCCUUCUGGGCACAAAGGACGGUGCAGACCAAGCCAAAGAGGAGGAGAAGAAGCGAAACAAAUCAGGAGUAUGGGGCGCUUUGCAUGGACGUACCGCUGCAGAACAGAUUAGAACGCCGUGGUUCAUCCUCAUCACUCUGUUCACAGUGCUGCAGAUGACGAGGAUCAAUUACUUCGUGGCGACAAUCCGCUCGCAGUACACGUACAUCUUCCACGACUACGCAAAAGCCGUCGAGAUCAACAACUUCUUCGAUGUUGCGCUGCCGGUGGGCGGCAUCAUCUCUAUCCCAUUCAUUGGACUGAUCUUGGAUAACACCAGUACGACCUUUACUCUAUCGCUCUUGGUCACCAUCGCAACCUCUAUCGGUGUUCUGGGCGUUAUUCCUGAAACUUGGGCGGCCUACGGAAACAUUGUGCUGUUCGUGCUGUACCGACCUCUGUACUACACUGCAGUCUCGGACUACUCGGCCAAAGUCUUCGGCUUCGCUACCUUCGGCAAGGUCUACGGUUUGAUCAUCUGCCUAGCCGGCCUUCUCAACUUCUCGCAAUCUGCCCUCGACGCCGCAACACACAAAGUGUUUAAGAACGAUCCCGUGCCUGUCAAUGUUGUUCUGCUAGGCCUCGCACUGCUUGUUGGCAUCGCGCUCGUGGCUUUUGUGUUUAGGAAAAGCCACAAAAUCAUGAGGGAGAACAUCGAAGAGGAGGCUGAGGAAGCAAGGGAAAGACUCAUGCCUGGUGUAAGUGUCGGUGUGCAAGAUUACGGUGCUGUCACUGCGAACGGCAAUGGAGUGAGCGCCAACGGAGAGGAGAGGAGGGGACGCACCAUGUGA
Ascochyta rabiei is the source of this 1758-nucleotide messenger RNA. RefSeq lists its product as uncharacterized. The coding region runs from base 1 to 1758 and encodes 585 amino acids. Gene Ontology annotation, biological process: transmembrane transport. The record is from RefSeq and is a predicted model, not a curated record. NCBI's taxonomy places the organism in Eukaryota, Fungi, Ascomycota, Dothideomycetes, Pleosporales, Didymellaceae. Gene Ontology annotation, cellular component: fungal-type vacuole membrane. Gene Ontology annotation, molecular function: transmembrane transporter activity. The transcript is spliced from 4 exons.